Molecule: messenger RNA, 541 nt
Organism: Corticium candelabrum
Lineage: Eukaryota; Metazoa; Porifera; Homoscleromorpha; Homosclerophorida; Plakinidae
Product: Golgi SNAP receptor complex member 2-like
Exons: 5
Coding region: 18-413 (131 amino acids)
Biological process (GO): vesicle fusion
Cellular component (GO): ER to Golgi transport vesicle membrane; SNARE complex; late endosome membrane
Molecular function (GO): SNARE binding; SNAP receptor activity
Source: RefSeq, a predicted model, not a curated record
UCCUCUGCCUUUCGUCAAUGGAAUCAUUAUAUCAAAAAGCGAACAAAUUGUUGAUGGAAGUUGAGAGUCACAUAUCAUCUCUAGGGCACUCGUAUUCGCCUCAACUUGAGCAGGAAAUUGAGGGUAAAUUAGAGGAGUUGUUCUCUGAUAUUCAGAGGUUGGAGCAGAUGGUCGCUAAAGAACCACCUUCCAGGAAGCAGAGCGCCAAACUACGAGUUGAACAAUUGUCAUAUGAUUGUCAGCAUCUACAUAGUACUCUUAGGACGUUCCAACAGAAACAGCGGCUCAAGGAAAAGGAAGAGCACGAUAGGAAUGAAUUGUUGUCAAGGAGAUUUACAGCAAAUGAGACACCAAUAGCUAAGUCUGACUCUCGAUCAUGUGUGACAGACAGCUGUUGGAAUGUUAAUUUUUAGUGCAUUGGGCUGAUAUUUAAAGCAGCUGUAUUGACAGACAGACAGACAGACAACAGACAGACAGAUGGAUGGACAGACAGACAAGACACACAGACACACAAAAAGAUGGAAAUACAUAUUAACAGACA